Messenger RNA from Eimeria necatrix, 240 nucleotides. RefSeq lists its product as hypothetical. The transcript has a single exon. The record is from RefSeq and is a predicted model, not a curated record. NCBI's taxonomy places the organism in Eukaryota, Apicomplexa, Conoidasida, Eucoccidiorida, Eimeriidae. Bases 1 to 240 code for a protein of 79 amino acids.
AUGUCUUGGCACAUCUUUGGUGGCAUCUACGGAGCACAACUUGGCAGCUCCUUGCUGCAGCAGCUGCUGGCGCUGCAGCAGCAGCUGCUGGCGCUGCAGCAGCAGCUGCUGGCGCUGCUGCAGCAGCUGUUGGCGCUGCAGCAGCAGCUGCUGGCGCUGCAGCAGCAGCUGCUGGUGCUUCCGCAGCAGCUGCAGGCGCUGCAGCAGCUGCUGCUGUGGCUGCAGCAGCAGCAGCACUGA